Messenger RNA from Heterotrigona itama, 2195 nucleotides. NCBI's taxonomy places the organism in Eukaryota, Metazoa, Arthropoda, Insecta, Hymenoptera, Apidae. The record is from the annotation of a GenBank genome assembly.
CUUGUGCUCUCGAAACUCUUUGCAAACGACACUCUCGUGUGUCUCAUUCUCUCGCGAUCUCUCGUUCGGACAAAGAUGGGUACGUUCGAAAGUACAGCGUACUAACGAAUGAAAUAAAUAAAUGAAGAAGAAAAGAGUACCAUUUCGUUCGAAUGAUUUCAGUUUUGUAAAGUUAAAAGAAGAUGCUCCGAUAUGAUGAUCAUUGUCGAUCGUUUCAAAUAAUCAAGUCGAAUAUCUCUGGUUCAUGCUACGAGUAGUAACAAUUGUUAGAUUGCUAAAUGUCUAAAUGUUCUUUUGUUUUUUUUUUUUUUUCGAAUAUUCAAUUCGUUUCUUGUGAAAGUAUAUCGGUACGAGAACGAUCGUUUUGAAUCGUCGCGUGAAUUUUACAGAAGACGAGAGCAACAAAAGCAGACGAUCUUCCGCGUCUGAGAAAGCCAAGGAGAUGGAGGCGAUAAAUGGGCUAGUUUCCGGCAAGAACGUGCUCAUCACUGGCGGCGCUGCCGGUCUGGGGAACGCGUUUAUGAACCACUUUCUGAAACACGGCGCGAACAGAAUAACCAUAUUGGAUAUCGACCAAGAGACGGGAAAGCGAGUAGAAUUGAGCGUAGAGAAAUCCUACGGGAUGAAGAAGGUUCACUUCAUUCACGUCGAUGUCUCCAACUACGAACUUAUGGCUGCGGCUUUCGAGGAGGCAACGAAUUUAAUGAACGAUAUUGAUAUUAUUGUUAAUAACGCUGGCACCUUGGACGAACGACGAUGGGAAAGAGAAAUAGCAGUGAACAUUGGAGGGAUGAUGUGUACCGCGUUACUGGCUAUCAAAUAUUUGAGCAGAGACCAACUUGGACACGGAGGAACUUUAGUGAAUAUCAGUCAACACAUAGACAUUAGAAGCACGGCUCAACUUCCGAUUUACACGGCCACCAAACACGCUGUUAUUGGCCUUUCACAAUCCUUAGCAGACUCUUACCAAUACGAGAAGACUGGUAUUCGUGUGAUAACUCUGUGUCCUGGCCUGACAGAAACUGCCCUCACAGUGAACAGCCCAAACAGAUUACUCUCCCGAGUUAUGAAGGCGGAUUUCGUAAAAAACCUCGAACAACUGUCGAUACAAACUCCGUACGUGGUGGCUCAGGGUCUAAUGUCGAUACUGAGAGUCGCAGAAUCCGGCACCAUAUGGGUGAUCGAGAACGGUCGGACCCCGUACGAAGUUUAUGUGCCAAAUCCACGUAGCUUGCGGCGUACUUACAAAAACAAUUUCACGCUAGUCGAGACCAAGGUAACUACAAGAGGUCGCCCAAUUAGAGAAGUCUGUGACAAUACACGAACAGGUCUGAUGAGUUGUGCUUGACGAUGCGAUGGCGGAACAUGAUCUUCCGCGUUCUUCAAGAAACUCUAAAGAUUGGCAUCGCUACAGUGUUCAGUCGUUUUGCUCGAAAGAAUCCCUUCGCAGCCACUACACGUGGGAGAAGAAUUCGUCGAAGGUCGGCGAAAGCGAUCGGAUCGAGUCGUUUUUCGAUCACUUGAAAUGCUGUUGGGGAAAAAGGUUUCAAGCUGCACGGUGCUUGAUAUUUGUUAGUUUCAUUAGAUACAAUAUUAAGUAUUUAUACAGAUAAUGCACGCGUAUAUACACGAUGUUUUGUACAUAAAAUCAACCGUGACCGCGAUUUAAGAAUUCUUUCAAAUAAUUGCAAUUGUUGGCAAGAAUGAUAUGGAUUUAUUAUACGACCAAGUCUCUUUUUUAUUUCUUAAAUCUUUGUUCAGUAAUGUCAAUUUACAAGUGCUUUCUUAUUUUAUCAUUUUUUUCUCUUUUUUUAUUUUUUCUUUUUUUUUAUUUUUUUUUUUUUGACAAGCAAGUCGAUAUGAAAAAACGCAAUGAUAAUUGACAAAUAUUCCAUGAAUAAGUCUCCACGAAGUAAUUAGUGGGCUUAAAGAGUACAACAAACAUUAUUUUAUUACUUCAGUAUUAUUCAGCAUUGGGACUCACAUCAUAUCCGCUGUACAAAACAAAAAUUCAUCAUCAGAAAAUCGCAUAUACCGUGCAUUUCUUUACACGCGCAAUGCAUAAAACUUAAAAGUUAUAUUUCUUUUUUCCCCCAUAUAUUCCUUCCUAUUUUACUUAUCUUUAUUCAUAUAUGCUUUAUAAUUUUUUUUUUUCUUUUUUUUUGUAGUUUUACUUUACUUUGCAACUUUACUGA